AAGUAUUAAAUUCUUCAUAGUCCGAAAUUCGAUUUCUAAGUUUACAAUCGUCCGGUUAAAAGCAAUAAUUAUCGUGCAGUGAUUAAACAAGCCUGCUGUUCUUGAAAAGAACAAAUGAGCAGAUGAAAUGGUGUCUAGAAAGUGGCAAACACUGUUUGAGCGUUAAAUUCUGCUACGAUUCUCUUUGAGACGGAGAAAUAGGGUGAAUUGAAGACCACCAUGGUUGAAAGACAAGAUGAACAGACCACCACCCCUUUACUCACAGAUAUUCCAUCAUCUUCUACUGAAUCCAAUGGGUCUUUCAAGAGGACAGGGAAUGUGUGGACAGCAAUUGCCCAUAUAAUAACAGGAGUAAUAGGGUCUGGGGUGUUGUCACUGGCAUGGAGUGUGGCUCAGCUAGGUUGGAUUGCAGGUCCUACAUUCAUGGUGGUAUUUGGAGUAGUAUCCAUCAUUUCUUCACUUCUUCUUUGUGAUAGCUAUAGAUCUCCUGAUCCUGCAUAUGGGCCUGCCCGAAAUCGAUCUUAUGCUGAAGCUGUGAAGUCCUACUUAGGAAGAAAGAGCAUGUGGGUAUGCCAGGUUUUUGUUCAAGAAAGCUAUUAUGGAUAUGGGAUUGCCUAUACAAUCACAUCCGCCAUCAGCAUGAGAGCAAUUCAGAGAUCCAACUGUUUCCACAAGCAAGGGCACAAUGCUCCAUGUGAAUAUAAUCAAAGCUUAUUUACAUUGCUAUUUGGAGCAAUUCAGGUUGUGUUCUCUCAGAUACCUGAUUUCCAUAACAUGGAAUGGCUCUCAAUAAUUGCUGCAAUCAUGUCCUUCUCCUAUACCUCUAUUGGACUUGCCCUAGGCUUUGCAAAAGUAAUAGGAGAUGGACAGAUUAAAGGGGACAUCAGAGGAGUUCCUACAGCUACUAUAACUCAAAAAGUAUGGCUUGCUUCUCAAGCACUCGGGGACAUCGCUUUUGCUUUCACAUAUAACAUCGUUCUUUUGGACAUAGAGGACACCCUGAAGUCACCACCACCAGAAAACCAAACAAUGAAGAAGGCCUCAACAACAGCUAUUCUUCUUACGACCGUCUUCUUUCUUUGUUGUGGAUGCUUUGGAUAUGCUGCGUUCGGCAACCAGGCACCUGGAAAUCUAUUGACGGACUUUGGAUUCUAUGAACCAUACUGGCUUGUUGACUUUGCUAAUGCAUGUGUGGUUCUUCAUCUUGUUGGUGGAUAUCAGGUUUACAGUCAGCCAUUGUUUGCUGCAGUAGAAAGAUGGAUAUCAAAGAAGCGUCCGGAUAAUGGAUUUGUUCAUAAUACUUAUGACAUUAAACUCCCAUUACUGCCUGUUCUGCGGUUAAAUCUUCUCCGGCUAUGCUUUAGAACUGCUUAUGUUGCAUCCACGACAGGACUCGCCAUACUCUUUCCUUACUUCAACCAAGUUUUGGGAGUGCUGGGUGCCUUAAAUUUUUGGCCAUUGGCCAUAUAUUUCCCUGUGGAGAUGUACCUUGUGCAGAGCAAGAUAAGAGCUUGGACUGGACUGUGGAUAGCUCUUCAGGUUUUCAGGGUUCUCUGCUUGCUGUGCACUAUAUUAGCCUUUGUUGGGUCCCUUGAGGGGCUCAUAAGCAAUGCAUUAAGCUAGGAAAAUUGGGUUUUCCAUGAGUGCUUCUGCUGAUUUUUAUAGCCUGAGGCAUUGAGGUUUUUGUAUAUCGUCUGAAAUUGCAGCCAAACAACAGAGUCAUUAAUGAGUAUCAUUUUUUUCUGCAUUGUACUGCUGGGAUACUGGCAAUGUGAGAUAAUGCAAUGGCUUUCUUCUAGUGUAAACUGUAAACCAUAAUCAUAUCCAAUGUGGAAUAAAGACAGUCUAAAUGUUGGUGUGGGAAGAGAAGUUUGUGCAAGUAUCAAUGGAAG
Messenger RNA from Ilex paraguariensis (yerba mate), 1892 nucleotides. The record is from the annotation of a GenBank genome assembly. NCBI's taxonomy places the organism in Eukaryota, Viridiplantae, Streptophyta, Magnoliopsida, Aquifoliales, Aquifoliaceae.